This is a messenger RNA of Enterobius vermicularis (human pinworm), 357 nucleotides long. The record is from the annotation of a GenBank genome assembly. Lineage: Eukaryota; Metazoa; Nematoda; Chromadorea; Rhabditida; Oxyuridae.
UCGUCUAAAGACGUGUUUAGACAGCGUUAUUUUUACAACGGUCAGUACUACAAGGGUAAUGGGCCAGCUAUUUUAUUCCUUGGUGGAGAGGGACCAGAAAAUGGUGGAUGGAUUUUUGACGAAGGAUGCCCACAUAUGAAAUGGGCCAAUGAUUCAUCUGCAGCGCUUUUUGCCUUAGAACACCGAUUUUAUGGCAAAAGUCGACCAUUCGAAAAACAAACAACUGAAAAUCUGAAGUACCUUAGCAGCAGACAAGCCAUAGAGGAUAUUGCCGAAUUUAUAAAAGCCAUGGAUAAGAAAUACAGCAUUAGUAACCACCGUUGGAUCGUUUACGGAGGCUCAUACUCAGCAUCGACG